AUGGCUCCAAAGAAAGGUGAUAGUAAAAGUAAGAAGAGAAUUCAGGAAAGACAAAAAGAUGAUCGAAAGAAAAUGAAACGAAGAACAUCCAAGAAUUACAAUUUGAAAAUUAGAGAACGAGAUCGGACACGGAAAGCAAGACAAAGAUUAAAUUCAAAAACACCACGAGAGCAACCAUUAUCAGAUAGAGUCACAGCUAGACGAAAAGAAGGUGUACGUCGACGUCGAGCCUAUGUAACGCAGCUUCGUCGUCGUAUUGAACAGUUAAUAAAAUUAUCGUAUGUACACAGAAUUCAAGUUAAACGUCUACGAUGUCAGUUACUGAAACAAAAACAAAAGAUUGAACAUUUAACGAAUUUAUUAAAAUCAAACUAUAAAAUUUCUAGUAACUCUUCUGUUACUGAUACUGAUGAAACAAUGAAUACUGAUGGUAAUGUUACAAAAAAUAUUACGGUAAAAGUUUGUUGGCAUAUCAAGUGA
This is a messenger RNA of Didymodactylos carnosus, 480 nucleotides long. The record is from the annotation of a GenBank genome assembly. Lineage: Eukaryota; Metazoa; Rotifera; Eurotatoria; Philodinida; Philodinidae.